Panicum hallii is the source of this 1690-nucleotide messenger RNA. RefSeq lists its product as uncharacterized. Lineage: Eukaryota; Viridiplantae; Streptophyta; Magnoliopsida; Poales; Poaceae. The transcript is spliced from 12 exons. The record is from RefSeq and is a predicted model, not a curated record. Bases 99 to 1331 code for a protein of 410 amino acids.
CUGUGCAGGACAGCGGAGGAGGCGUGCGGUGCGGGCGGCCGCUUUGCUUGCGAGUUCCGACGCGCGUGGAACCGGCCGGAUCCCCCAAUCCCGUCGCCAUGGCGGCGCCGCCUUCUCCUCCGUCCCCCUCCCCCUCCCCGUCCGGAGAGAUCGCCGUCCACAGAUCCGGCGGCGCCAUGGAUGCGUCAUCAUCGCCCUCUAGGACUGAGUUAUUGAGCAUGGUGAAGAAACACUCACAUUUGAUUGGGUGGACGAUUGUUGAUGCCGAGGAUGAUGCAUCAGAUGUGGGAAUGGAUCAUAAAUUCUGGCAUGAAAUGCUUGAUCUUUUCUUUUUGCGUGGUGGAAAAUCAAAGAGAAGUGAAGAGGAUGACCUUGUCUUCUUUGUUAAUAAUAUGAAGUUGCAUGGUUAUGGGUUCAAUGAUAACAUGGAAGAUCCGCCUCCCUUUUUUGUACGGAGAUGGGCUCCCACGCUUGAAAAGGUCAUCAAUUCUAAUACGGCGGAGGUUGACUGGGAACGUUCCUUCUAUUUGAAUUUAAUCGCUCACACAUCGUACAGUGUUACUGUUGCAAUAUUUUGCAUUGGAGAUCUUCGCAACGGUGUAGCGAAAAGCAAACAGUUGUCUCCAGUUUAUAAGGUUACAAAAACUGUAUACGCGUCCCCUAGCCGUGUAAAUUUUCAUCUUGACCGAAGGAAGGCUGUAGAAACAGUACCUGCAUAUCCCAACAUUUAUUUUUCAGUGGACGACUUCGAUGAUACUUUUGAUGCAGUGGUUUUGUCAGAUCCGGAACACUGCUAUUGUGUGAUUCUUAAUGCACAUGAUGGGGCAGCAUUUCCCGAAGAAACCGAGUCCAAGAAUCCUGGUUCAAAUGUACAGCCUGGACUGAGCUGUGGGAGUGCCCAAGAAAAACCACCAAAGAGAACUCUCUUCUCAGGUUAUGUGAGCUACCAAAACGUCCGUGAGGCUUAUGAUGCUGGCAGAUCAAAAUUUGGGAGCUUCCUCUCACUUGGGCAUGACCACACUAAACUUGACAGACUUUAUAUGAGGGGCCCAGAAGGGCGUGGAGAAGUGGAAGUAGCUGUUUCUGGUAUUGCAGAUCAGAGCCUUGAGAAGUCAAAGAAAGAUCAAGGAGAUAGCUUUCGGGUCCUUGUUCACAGGGCAGCUUCUGCUGCAUCAAAGCUAGCAAAGCAUGCUUACGAGUCUGCAUCUGCUAACAAACAAAUGGAUGGUGAGCUUGUGCCUCUGAAGUGCUGCUUGAUGUCUGUGUCUCUUCCUUGGGACUACAUUGCCCAUGACCUUUUGCACAAGGACACACCUCCAUUGGAUCUAUGAGACUGCAAUGAGAUUUUCACUGCCAGGAGGAAUCAAUGUGUGAUGAAAUGUAAGACAAAUAAUCAAAGUGGAAGCGAGAUGUACAUGUGUACUUGUAGAUGAAAUAUGCUGGAGUAGGGUUUGCAACUUGCUUUAAUUUGUACACAGACAGUCAUAGAAUGUAAAUAUGCAGUUGUUAUUUUUUUUAAUCUUCAGUUCUUUAUAAUUACAUAGCCUUCAUGCCUUAAAGAACUUCAGUGUUCCUGGAAUGGAAUGGAAGGUUUAUGUUUAAAAACACCCUGCAGUCAAGUUUAUAUAUGGACUUGGCGGAGCUGUGUUAGGGUUUUGUGGUCCUAUAAGCUAUGUACUUUGUUCUUCAA